Messenger RNA from Rotaria sordida, 4920 nucleotides. Lineage: Eukaryota; Metazoa; Rotifera; Eurotatoria; Philodinida; Philodinidae. The record is from the annotation of a GenBank genome assembly.
AUGGUUGAAAUACAAACAAAUCGAUCAAUUGAUAUAUCAAAUACGAUCAAUACAGCAAUUAAUAAUUGGUUACCUGAUGGAAGAAAUCAAUUUAAUCAGCUGUAUAAACAAUUACUUGAUGAUGAUAAAGAUAAAUUAGAAGCUGAAUUGGCAAUGAAACAAUUACUUGUUUCUUUAUGUAAAUCAUGUUUACAAGGUAGUCAAUCAGUGGAAACAGUUAUUCGAAUAUUUGGCGAACUUCAAGAAAUUGUUAUGUCUCCAUCAAUGAUCGGUGAUCUUCUAGCCGAUAUUUUUGCAACACUUGAUAUUGAAUUAUUUCCAAAUGAUGAUGUAAUUACAAAAGAUACAUAUAAACAAAGAUUUUUUCAAUUAAUUAAUAAUUCUGAACAUAUUGUUUCAACAUCAUUAUUAAUGGAACGUCUUGAAAUAGAGACAUUAGAGUAUCUUGAUUUAAUUGUUAGUCGUGAACAAUUUAGUCAAAAAUAUGUUCGAAUUAAAACUCGUCUUUAUUAUAAACAACAAAAAUUUAAUUUAUUACGUGAAGAAAGUGAAGGUUUUGCUAAAACAUUAACUGAAUUAAAUCAAAAUUUUUCCAUAACAAAAUUAACAUCCGAACAAUUAUAUGAUCGUUUAAUGGCAUUAAUUGGUUAUUUUGAUAUAGAUCCUAAUCGUAUGCUUGAUUUAGUUAUUGAAUCAUUUGAAUAUCAUCUUGAAUAUACAAAAAUUUAUGUUGAUUUAUUAAAUUUACUUCAUUUUGAUAAAGUAACAUUAUGUCAAUUAAUUGGUUUUAAAUUUCAACAAUAUCAAUUACAAGAUGAAACAGUUGAUUCACUUUAUUUAUUAGCUGCUCAACUUAUUUCAAAUAAUUUAAUUGAACUUGAAGAUUUAUUACCACAUUUGUAUCCAUUAAUAACAGAUUUUGCGGAUAAUUAUACAAAAGAAGUUGAACAAGCACGUACAUCAAAGAAAAAUUUAGCUUCAUCAUCGAAUGAUUCAAAUAAUAAAUCAAAAGAUUCAAAUACAAUAAAAACAAAUAAUCAGUUAUUACAUUUAAUUCAAGCAUUAUUACUUGUCGGUGAUUUAGAUCAUACAUUAUUUUUAUUUAAUAAUUUACCUCGAUGGUCAUGUACAUCCUAUCGAGAAAUAAAUACACUUUUAACAAAAAUUAUUACUUAUAUGAUUGAUCCACUAUAUAAAAGUAAUUCGGAUCUUCAUAUUUGUUUUCUUCAAUAUGAAUUAACUAAUCCAUUAAAUAUAAAUAUUUGUCCACGUAAUUUAAAAUUAAUAAAAACAUGGAAUGAAUUUCGAGAACAUAUAUAUCCAUUAUUAUUACAUCUUGGUGCCUAUUGUCAAGAUCGUCUUUUAUUUAUGCAAUUAACACGUUUAUGUACAAAUUUAAUUAAAAAACCAAUUCUUACUGAUGAACAACAAGAAGAUAUACUUUUAUUAAUUGAUGAAGUUCUUUUACCAAGUCUUUCAUUACUUGAUGUUAAUAGUUGUUUAGCUAUUGAAUUAUGGUCAUUAAUGAAAUUAUUUCCAUCUGAUAUACGUUAUGGACUUUAUGGACAAUGGCUUGAAGAAACAUAUAAAAAAACACCACAACUUAUGUUUAUUAAACAAGAUGUUAUAGAUAAAAGUCGAGCUAUACUCAGACGUAUUACUAAAGAUAAUGUUAAAACUUACAGUCGUCAAAUAGCAAAAAUAACACAUAAUAAUCCAAUAGUGAUACUUUCAGUUAUUAUCGAUCAAAUUCAACGAUUUGAUAAUUUUAUAUCUGUUAUAAAUGAUGCAUUAAAAUAUCUAUCACCACUUGCAUAUGAUAUUGUUUGUUAUACAAUAUUACAUGCAUUAACAACACCAACAUCACCAACAUCAAUACCAUCAUAUAUUGAUGGAAAAAUGAGUCGUGAAAAUGCAACACCAGCACAAUGGUUUCAAAAUUUAUGUGUUUUAUCAGCUAAUGUAUUUAAAAAAUAUCCUAUUGAUUUUACAUCUGUUCUUUAUUAUAUUUAUGAUCAAUUGAGUGUUGAAAAAACAUGUGAUUUAUAUUUAUUACGUGAAAUAAUAACAAAAAUGAGUGGUGUUGAAGUAGCAUCAACAGUUACACGUGAACAAUUAGAAGCUGCAUCUGGUGGUGAAUUAUUACGUAGUGAAGCUGGACAAUUUACAGCAGCAAGAAAUGUUAAAAAACCUUCAAUACGUUUAAAAGAAGCUUUAUUAGAUAAUCAUUUAUAUUUACCAUUAUCAAUUAUUAUAGCACAACAACGUAGUUGUAUUGUUUUUAAAUUUGGUGCACAAAGAAUUGAACAUUUAAAAUUAAUUGGUAGUCUUUAUGAUCAAUGUCAAGAUACAAUGGUACAAUUUUUUACAUUUUUAUCAAAUGUAUUAACAACAGAAAAUUUUCAUCAUAAAUUUCCAUCAAUUGAUGAUCUUGUACUUGGUUUUCAUUUACAAGUUGAUGCUGCUUUUCAAAUAUCAAGACCAUUAUUUAAUCUUAAUAUUCAAGCAAAAUUUGAUGAACUUCGAUCAACAGCACCAAAACCAUCGAAUAAGAUUGCUUUGAUACAAAAUUAUAUUGAUGCAGUAACAGUUGUUAUGUCACCUGUACUUGAUUUUGUUAAAACUCUUCAUCCACAACGAACAUGGGAAGAAAUGACACCACAAUUUUAUUUAACAUUUUGGUCUUUAUCAAUGUCGGAUUUACAAGUACCAGAAAUAGCAUAUAAACGACGUAUUGAAGAACUUGAACUUGAAACGACACAAAUUGAUGAACGAAAAGAAUUGACAGCAGCAAAAAAACGUAAAGAAAAAGAAAAAAUUCAUAUUAUUAUAGAUAAACUUAAGGAAGAAUUAUUUAAACAAAAAGAACAUGUUGAACGAGUACGUGCACGACUUGAUAUAGAACGUGAACAUUGGUUUAAAAAUCGAAAUAAAACCAAAGCCGAAACUAUCACUGAAUUUCUUCAAUUAUGUAUUUUUCCUCGAUGUUUAUUAAGUGAAAUAGAUGCACUUUAUUGUGCACAUUUUAUACGUGUUAUACAUGAUUUAAUAACACCAAAUUUUAGUACAAUUAUUUGUUAUGAUCGGCUAUUUUCUGAUAUAUCAUAUUCACUUGCUUCAUGUUCAGAAAAUGAAGCUAUACGUUAUGGACGAUUUCUUGAAUCAUUAUUAGAAACAGUUAUGAGUUGGCAUGGAGAUAAAAACAAAUUUGAUAAGGAAUGUGCAUCACAUCCAGGUUUUCUUACUGUUUUUCGUAAUGCUGGUAAUGCAGCAUCGAAAACAACAGGUACAACACAAACACCUGAACAACUUGAUUAUGAUAAUUUUCGUCAUGUAUGUCAUAAAUGGCAUUAUAAAUUAGCCAAAAGUUUUAUUGUUUGUCUUGAUUCAAAUGAUUAUGUACAAAUACGUAAUGUAUUACAAGUCUUGACUGUUCUUUUGCCUAUAUAUCCAAAAAUGACAACAUUUUAUGGUGCACUUGAACGACGUAUUAAAGCUAUAUGUGUAGCUGAAAAAGAUCGUCGUCAUGAUUUGUUUGCAUUAGCUAAAUGUUAUAGCGGUCGUUUAGCACAUAAACAUCGUGAUAUGAUUGAAGAAAGUCUAUUUCAUUCUGUUUCGGAACGGCCAACACCAUCAUCAACAAGUAAUAAUAAUAAUACUAAUAAUAUUGCUGAUACACAAUCAACAUCAUCGCCAACCACUCGUUCAAUACAAAAAGAUUCAUCGAAUAGUAGUAGUACAACAGCACGACCAACGAGUGAGAAAUCCACGAAUAUUUCAACAACAAACAAUGGAUCGACAACAGCACCAAAAUCAGAUUCACCAGCACCAUCAUCUCAACCAACUACAACAACAUCUCGAUCAACAACAAUAACUAAUACUGAACGAUCAACAAACAAAGUGAAAACGGAACCUACGAUCACGAGCAGCAGCAGUAGUGGUAGUAGUACGACUGCAACGAAUCCAUCGACAAAAUCGAAUCGAAUACCACAUGGUCCACCGUUGCCUUCAUCGACGACAUCGUCUAAAACUUCGGUGACAUCGACGACACAGAAUAAAACUGAACCGAUUGAAUCAUCGACAUUGACGACUGGACGUACAAUUAAAUUGUCGAAUAAUGCAAAUGAUCGUCAUGAGUCACCACAAACAUCGAUUGUAUCAACAGCACGUGAAAGUCCGCCAACAAAUAAAAAAGAUACAUCGACAACGGUCGAUAGGCGGUCUACGUCAUUAACGGCGGAACAACAAGUAUCGUCAAGUAAAACGUCCGCAUCACCUGUUUCACGUUCUACUUCGACACGCACUGUUACAUCAUCUACACGUAAUACUUCCUCUGCUGCUAUCAAUAAUGAUGAUCUGAGUCGAAGAUCGGAUCAAAUGGCAGCAAAUGGAAUGACUAAUACCUCAUCUUCUACAUCAUCGAAAACUGUACGAACCGAGUCACCUCAUGAUCCUGUACCAGAAAAACGACUACGUGGUAGUUCUUCAAAGGGCGAUCGUAGUAGUGCAUCGCAUGUGGAAGAAUCACGUAAUGGUGGUUCACGUAGUGUACAUCGUGAACAUAAACAUGAAUCAAAUAAACGUGCACGUUCGACAACACCUGAAAAACGAUCAGCAAAUGGUGGUAGUGGUAGUAGUUUAUCUCGUCGAUUAAAUCAAACAGCUGAAUCAACUUUAUCAACAACACCUGUGCAUCAAGAUAAUGAACAUAGUGGAUCAGGUAUUGUGGAUGUAUCUCCGUCAAGUCUAUCAUCGAAAAGAAUUAAAACAAGUGAUACAGUUUCAAAUGGACGAUCAACACGAAAAGAAGCACGUGAAGAUCGACAUACAAGUUCAUCAUCUUCACAUAGAGUAUCAUCAUCAUCAUCAACUCGUAGUGAUCGUCGAGAUAAAUAUCAUACAAGCAAAGAAACCAAGUGA